AUGCCGGUCGUGACGUGGUGGGAGGGCGUUCGAAACAGCGCUGUAGUUGUGCUUAUUCAGGUGAACGAGUCGGAAUGCUCCCCACCCACAUGCACCUGCAUUCCUAAAGACAAGGAAUGUUACAUCAGGAACUACCAAUUUGAACUAGAUGACGACAAGAUGAACAACUCACUUGGAACCCACGACUUUGACUAUUACUUUGUCAUAACAGUCACAAAUAAUGCCAUGUUACAGACACAGACGACAUUCCAGGUGACAGUUGACGCCAGCCCCCCACUACCCGGCCAUGUUCACGACAGUCUUCCCGGUGAGACAGACACAGACUACCAGCAGGACGUCAUCAUACAGGCAUCAUGGGAAGGGUUCUUUGACAGAGAAAGUGGCGUCAUGUUUUACCUGGUCGCUAUCACACAGGAAUGCCUUACCCUGGAGAUCAUGGCAUCAACUGGCAACGAUUCUUUUAGAACGAAUACGACUUCUACUUACGUCACAUGGGAGGCACCACAUCCGGGCACCUACUACUGCACUGUUGUGGCCUUCAACCGUGCUCUGGAGCCGUCAGAACCCGUAUGUUCAGACGGUGUGACUGUAGACACCACCCCGCCCGUGCUGAGGGAGGUUGUUGUAGAUAACGCACACUACAAACCGGGACUUCUUCAGGACGGAGAAGGAAAUGUGUGGAUGGUGGACAGGAAUGGGUACCGAUAUCCGGCUCCAACGUGUGGGAACAGGUCAAGAGAGGUAGAUGACAUUGAACUGUGGCCACUCUUACAACCUCUAAACAGCUCGGUGGAUCCUAAGGACAUUGAUGACAGCGACUGCCAUGUGUACGAGCCGCUGUCAACCAAAGCAUACUUGUCUCAAGAUAAUAAACUGACGGUCCAUUGGUACGGUCAAGACCAGGAAAGUGACAUCUAUGACUACGAGGUUGGGCUGAGCAGUACUGAGUCACCAGACGUUCCGGAUGUACUUCCGUUCAUAUCCACAAACUCCCGUCCGCACUUCAGCACCUACCAUCCCAACCUGGGGGAGGGAAAACAGUUCUACCUGGUGAUAAGGGCCAUCAACAGGGCGCAGAUGGCUACCACUAAGGUCCUCGGCCCAUACAUAGUGGAUGUUACACCGCCGACAUUUUCUGGUCAGAUAAAAGUGAGUCUUGAACAGCAGGAUAAACAGCAGAUGCUGGUGGGACGAUGGGAGGAAGACGCGUUCUUUGAGACAGACGGGGAUGAUGCUCUUAUUACGUAUGAGUUUGCUGUUGGCCACAGCCCUGGGAGCUCCGAGGUGCACCCCUUCACACCCCUGCCGGCCACCGGUAAUGACCUGUGUAACGUUACCUUCCCACCUGUAUGCGUGUCCGUCCCCGUGUCAUCUCUGGACUGGCAGCUCCACGGGACGCACACGUACUACCUGUCUGUCCGUGUGGAGAACACGGCUGGGCUCAGCCUGGUCGCCUCGUCAGGACCGUACGUACAUGUUAUAGACUUACCGUCCAGAGGAGUCGUCAUGGAAGUGUCUGAUGCACAACGGGAGGCUUCUGUGUUUGGGCACGAGGGAGACAUUGACUUCCAGAACACCACCGAAGAGCUCCACUGUGAGUGGCGAGGGUUCAGCCAUCCACAUCUUACCGUGACGUAUCAGGUUGGUGUGGGCACAACACCAGGUGCUGAUGACGUCAUUACUUUUGCUGAUGCAGGAAUUGAGACGCAUUUUUCGUGGACACAUCUACAGCUCCAGAGGUUUCAGAUGUAUUACGUCACAGUCAUAGCCCUGACUGAAGCAGGAAAUACAUCUGUGACGUCAGACGGAGUGCGGGUCGUACUAGAUGAUGACGUCAUCAACGGUACAAACGUUUAUGAUGGACAAGAAUGCAAUGCACCUGGCUAUAACAUUACGUUUUCCCACCACGCCGGUUUCCCGUAUGGAGACUGCGCUGAGGACAUUAACUAUCAGGCUUCAACAACAGCCGUCGGCGCUCAUUGGUCGAUUACAGACGACAUACGGCCGUUUGUCCGCCAUAUUGAAUGGUCUCUUCAGCGAGAAGAUGUGAUUAAUGGUGCCACUGUCUGGGAGCAGGUGACUGACUUCAGGAAUGUACAGCUGUCACCUGAAGCCACCUGGACCUCCCUCAGUCUGACGAGUGGAGACAAAUACCGGUCUGUGUUGAGACUGUGUCAUACAGCUGGAUGUUUCAAGCCGUUGUUCAGUGACGGAUUCCGGGUUCUACACGACCCUCCCAUCCCUGGCCAGAUCACAGACAUCAGCUACAACAGCACGGCUGGCGUCCUGACGUUCACAUGGGAACGGUUCACACACGGUCACAUGACACCUGGGUCCGACAGCUACAUGCUCGGGUACGAAUGGACGCUCACCAGUGAGAUGUCAUCACGGCCUGCUAAACAUGGUGACGUCAUUCUGCCAUGGCAAGCCAUUGGGCACCCCACACAGACAGGCAGUAAGCUUACCUGCACGGUGACGUUUGACCAUCCCCUGGACUUCACCCACUGCCUGCGUCUGCUGGUACGAGGCUACAACAAGGCGGGGCUGUCCUCCAGCUCUAGCCGGGAUGUCAUCAACUGUGACACCGACAACCCGGCAGACUUCAGCACGCCGAUUGUCAUCGAUGCAGUGGGCGAGUACGACCAACUGUCUUCCAACAAGACAAGUGACAUAUUCUUAGAGACCAACCAAAGAUGGUCGUCGCCUGACAAAGAGUUCACCCCAGCUUCUACCAAACUGUCAGCUGUCUGGCCGACAUUACGUCAUGGUCUGUACAACUGGAAGGUCAUCUCUGCAGACUCCAUACGUCACUGGGCUUACGUCACUUCCCAGCAUGCUCUGCGCUACUCGGACUACGAGUGUGACAGUCCAGAGGUGCUGGCCUGUGGCACAUCAAAGGAUAAUUUCGUGAACGUACCUGGUCUCCAACUCCACCACGGACGGCGGUACCACAUCUGUAUCCACGCCGACAGGACAGUCCUGCAGUUUGAGACGUUUGAGCAGACCCUGGCUGAAGUAGACACCUGUUCUAACGGUAUCACUGUGGACCUGACACCGCCCUUACCUGGACAGGUGUGGAUCAACAGGAGGGACCGGGACUUUCAGACGUCAGUAUCCGAACUGUACGUUUUCUGGGACUCGUUUGUUGACGUGGAGGAGCACGGGAUGUCAUCUCACCACAGCGGCAUACAGAAAUAUGAACUGGCAAUAGGGUCUUCGCCUAGUGGUGUAGACAUCCAGGACUUCAGAGAUCAGGGUGUAACUAACAUGGCCGCCGUGCACAACCUUCAUCUACAGCAGGGGCACACGUAUUACGCCACAAUCAGGGCAACCGACUACGUUGGAUUCUCUGUGACAAGUGUAUCACAAGGUGUGACCAUUGACGUCACCGCUCCUAUGGUAACGGAUGCCAAGAUUGACGUCGGUGGCCGUUAUCAUCUGUCUACGUCAUCAGUGACGGCGAGAUGGGACGGCGUUUUCCUGGACCCCGAGAGUGGUAUAUCUCACUACGAGUGGAGUGUGGGGUCCGGCCCGGGUCAUGCUGACAUCAUGCCGUUCACACGGACGGAGUCUGAAGAAGCCGUGUCAGACCCAGCACUGGAUCUACAGCUGCAAGAGGGACAUGCCUACUAUGUGUCUGUUAAGGCGUAUAACGGAGCAGGACUGUCAGUGAUCGCGGUAUCAUGGCCGACUGUAGUGGAGAGCUCCCCGCCUGAACCUGGGGUUGUCUAUGACGGGGUUCCAUCAGCGCAUCACCAGGACGCAGACUUUCAGGUACGUUGA
This is a messenger RNA of Branchiostoma floridae (Florida lancelet), 3783 nucleotides long. RefSeq lists its product as uncharacterized. Gene Ontology annotation, molecular function: protein binding. The coding region runs from base 1 to 3783 and encodes 1260 amino acids. The transcript has 21 exons. The record is from RefSeq and is a predicted model, not a curated record. Lineage: Eukaryota; Metazoa; Chordata; Leptocardii; Amphioxiformes; Branchiostomatidae.